This is a messenger RNA of Candoia aspera, 1866 nucleotides long. Its product is annotated as E3 ubiquitin-protein ligase TRIM7-like. The coding region runs from base 123 to 1706 and encodes 527 amino acids. The transcript is spliced from 6 exons. Gene Ontology annotation, cellular component: cytoplasm. Gene Ontology annotation, molecular function: zinc ion binding; ubiquitin protein ligase activity. The record is from RefSeq and is a predicted model, not a curated record. Lineage: Eukaryota; Metazoa; Chordata; Lepidosauria; Squamata; Candoiidae. Gene Ontology annotation, biological process: innate immune response; regulation of gene expression; protein ubiquitination.
AUUGGAACCGCGCAGCGGCUGCCUAACGGAGGGAGCGGCUGUCCUCGGUGCGAAGGUGAGGAAGGAGAAGGCGCUUUGCAGGCGAAGGCCCUGCAAGGGAGGGAGAGAGCAGAAGACACCCCAUGGCGGCCCUGGGGGAGGAGGAGGCAGCCCUGCAGGCGCUGGGGGACGAGGCCACCUGCCCCCUCUGCCUGGACUACUUCAAGCAGCCGGUGGGCCUGGCCUGCGGGCACAACUUCUGUCAUGACUGCCUGGCCCGCCUGGGCAGCGCUGCCUCCUGUCCCCAGUGCCGAGCGAUGGUGGAGCCCAGCAGCACCUGGCCAAACCAGGCCCUGGCCAACAUGGUCCGCCUGGUGAAGAGCCUUCGGCUGUCAGGGGAGAGGGUCGAGGAGGAGAGCAGCCGCCGGCUGUGCCAGGCACACCUGCAGCCCUUGCAGUCCUUCUGCACUGACGAGAAAUGCCUCCUCUGCUGUGGGUGCCUGGGGGGGCACCAGGGCCACAUCCUCCUCUCUCUGCCCGAGGCUGCCCAGCUGUACAAGGGCUCCCUGGAUGCCCUCUUGGAGCCCCUGGAGGAGGAGGCCGAGAAGUUGCUGGAGCGCCGGCAGGCUGAAGAGCGGAGCAGGCUGCAGUGCCAGGAACAGUUUGCCGCCGAGAAGCAGAAGGUCGGCCUGGUCUUCACGGCCCUCUUGGAGACCCUCCGGGAGACGCAGCCCAUCUGGGUGGCGUGGCUGGGAGAGCAGGAGAGGAAGUUGGAGGCAGAACGGGAUGGCACCCUGGCUAAGCUCUCUGGGGAGGCUGCCCGCCUGCAGGAGCUAUUUGCUGAGACAGAGAGGAAAUGCCGCCGGCCAGACUGGGAGUUCUUGCAGGACAUCCGGGACACCGUUGACAGGUGCGAGAGCUACGUCGUGGGGCACAUAACGAGUGUCUCCCCCAAGCUGCAAGACAGACUUGGGACCAUCUUGGAGAAAAAUGGUGCUCUACGGCAGAGGGUGGAAAAGUAUAAUGGUGCGAGGUCCUUUGGGGAGGGGGUGGGUCUAGGGCCAUCUCCGGGGGGAGCCUCAAGAGUCUGGGGUGGUGGUGGUCUGGGCCCAACUUCUUUCUUCCUUCCUCUGGGGAAACUCGGGGGAGCCAGCCUGGAGUCCAUCCUGCUCAGGCAGACCUCUGUUCUCUGGCUGGGUGAUGGGGGGCUGCAUCCUGCCCCCCAUCUGAUACCCCCAGGACCAUGGCACUUGGAGUCCCUGCUCUUCCUUGCAGGGACUGAGACGCUGUUCCAGCUUCUCAUCUUGGUCACGUUUCCUCCCCUGAACCACAGCAUCUCUGAAGACAGCUCUGACCACAAAGAACUUAGAGCAACUUCUGGCCAAAGGUUGGACCAAUUCCUGGGGCUGGUGGGGCGGGAGGGAGGCAGUGGACACCCCCCUUCCCAGAAGCCCAGGAGAGUUUGCAAACCACCGGUGCCUGUGAGGCCCCAGAGUGCUGCUUCCCAGGAGCCAAGGGGAGGGCCACUCACGCUCCGCCACAGGAGUGGGUGGGUGCCAGCUGGGAAUGAUGAGAUCUGUGGUGUGCCACCUUGGUCUGCAUCAAAGCGGGUCAGCGAGGCAAUGCUAACUAUCAGCCGCCUCUGUUUCCUCCAGCAGCUGUGUGGGUGGGUUGCCCACGUCCAUACAACUCAGCAGAUCCUUUCCCUACCUUUGAAGGUGGUGUGAAAGGGUCUAGGGUUGUCGCUCCCUAAAAGGUGAUGUUUUUCUACAAGAAUCAUGGUGAAAAAUUUGGGGAGUCCAAAUGGAGUGGGUGCCACAGCAAACAGAGGUGGGGAGCCCCCCCCCUUUUCUGUCCAUUUCACUACCAUGACUGGGGGGGUGAAAA